Messenger RNA from Penicillium subrubescens, 738 nucleotides. RefSeq lists its product as uncharacterized. The record is from RefSeq and is a predicted model, not a curated record. The transcript has a single exon. Lineage: Eukaryota; Fungi; Ascomycota; Eurotiomycetes; Eurotiales; Aspergillaceae. Bases 1 to 738 code for a protein of 245 amino acids.
AUGGCUUCUGUGAGAGCAUCCUGCGCGUCGACUCUCUCCCAUGAAUAUCGCGGUCCUAUGCUUGCUCACGAAGACUACGCCGAUAUAACACUAGCCGACUUCCGCCAUCUAGUCGAUUACUUGAUCAGCUACCAAAACACGCAGAUUAGAGAAAGCGUCCCAGAUCGGCUCCACCACGCGCCAACAACCGUCCGCGGCGUGGAGAUCUGCUGCCACGGCGAAAUACAACUUCAUGGGUCAGAACCCUUCGUUUCCGUUGAUAUCACUCGCGCAAACAGGAUCUCUCUAGGCCGCGGAUCUAUCUCACCGAUAUCUGUCCGUCUCGGCAUGCCUAUACGGCUCUGGAAGGACCCGGACACGGGGUUCCUCUAUGACCCGCCAGGAUGGGAAGAGGGUAUAACGGCAGACAGUAACUACAAUGUUCCAUUUUUAAUGACUGAAACCGAUCCUUCCAAGUACGACUGGUGCUGGGCGCCAAUGUACUGGCAAAGCGAGAUAGGGAAUGUCUGGGCUGUGCGUGAAGAUCUGGCUGUGAAGGAUGUUGCGAUGAUGUGUCAUUUUGCGAGUUACGGACUACAGCGCAUGUUUGAGGAUGUGAUGGAAUCAAAUUCCUUGGUGAAUAAGCAGAGGGUUUUGGAUUUCAUUACUUGGGAUAAUAUGGUUGCUCAUUGGGAGGAGACUGGCAAGCAGGAGUCACUUGGUUCAGGGAGAAGACUGAUCUCUACUAAGGGACUCUGA